Haemorhous mexicanus (house finch) is the source of this 1425-nucleotide messenger RNA. RefSeq names its product folate receptor gamma-like. The record is from RefSeq and is a predicted model, not a curated record. The transcript has 5 exons. NCBI's taxonomy places the organism in Eukaryota, Metazoa, Chordata, Aves, Passeriformes, Fringillidae. The coding region runs from base 353 to 1276 and encodes 307 amino acids. Gene Ontology annotation, molecular function: signaling receptor activity. Gene Ontology annotation, cellular component: external side of plasma membrane.
GCUCCCCCUUCCAUGGGGCAUCUGUGGUCCCUGGAGCACCUGUAAUUCAGUAAGGGGUACUUGCCUCUACCCUGUGGCCAUCUGUGACCCCACGGGGAGUACCGGUCCCUGCCAGCAACAUCUCUUACCCACUGCGGUGUUCCCCCAAGUCACUCACAGGGGACCCUGUGGUGUUGAGGGUCCAGGUCCUGCCCCUUGUGCUGGUGUCAGGGAGUCAGGCCACCUCCCACGGGAGGGAAGGAAAAACAGCCAUAAGUGGAUUUUGGCUGGUGCUGGCCCCAGCGCGGCGCCAGGAGGAUGAAUCCCAGCUGCAUGUGGGGCUGAUGAGGGGCCAGGAUGGGCACGACUGUCAAUGCAAGACACAGUGGGGAGCCGGGGCGGGGUGCACUGUCUCCUCCGUGCCCUCAGUGCUGCCCAAUCCGCUGCAUUCCCACGUCCCGUGAUCAGUGGCUACGGGUUGUGCGGCACCACGACCUUUGAGAUGAGCUGUGCUCGUCCCAUGGCACCUGGAGCCCAGCUGCCCCCCAGAGCAAUGGCAGCGGUGUUGGCUCUGCUGGUGGCCUGGCCAGCUGCCACUGUGGCAGUGACGGCAAAAGGGGGCUCGCUGCUCAACGUCUGCAUGGAUGCCAAGCACCAUAAAACAGAGCCUGGCCCUGAGGGGCAGCUCUAUGGGCAGUGUGUUCUCUGGAAGGACAAUGCCUGCUGCACUGCCAACACCACUUUGGAAGCUCACCGGGACCAGUCCUACCUGUACAACUUCAACUGGGACCACUGUGGGGCCAUGCCAGAGAAGUGCAAGCGCCACUUCAUCCAGGACACAUGUCUCUAUGAGUGUUCCCCUAACCUGGGGCCGUGGAUUGACCAGGCAGACACGAGCUGGCGGAAGGAGCGGAUCCGGGAUGUGCCACUGUGCCAGGAGGACUGUGAGCAGUGGUGGGAGGAUUGCCAGGAUGCUGUCACCUGCAAGGUCAACUGGCACAAGGGCUGGAACUGGACUACAGGCACCAACCAGUGUCCCAAAGGUGCCAUGUGCCAGAAGUUCAAGUUUGUGUUCCCCACGGCGGCUGCACUCUGCGAGCAGGUCUGGUCUGGCUCCUACCGCUACACAUCCCAUCACCGUGGCAGUGGUCACUGCAUCCAGAUGUGGUUUGACCCCACGCAGGGGAACCCCAAUGUUGCUGUCGCCCAAUAUUAUGCCUAUGGCGAUGCUCCCCCAAAGUCCCGUCUCUCUAUCCUGCUGUCCCUGCUGCCCCUCACCCUACUGGCCCUGCUCUGAGCAGGAGGGGCUGCAGGCAGGAGCAGGCAGUAGGUGGUCAGGGGGGUCUCCAGGCUGCCUUGUGCCUCCCCGUGGCAUGUCCCUAAGCUGUGUCCCCCCUCACCCCGAGGCAUGUGGCUCAUGAAUAAAUGCUCCUGCCCUGCUUGGUC